Molecule: messenger RNA, 5127 nt
Organism: Catharus ustulatus (Swainson's thrush)
Lineage: Eukaryota; Metazoa; Chordata; Aves; Passeriformes; Turdidae
Gene: POLR3C
Product: RNA polymerase III subunit C
Exons: 21
Coding region: 114-1718 (534 amino acids)
Biological process (GO): DNA-templated transcription
Cellular component (GO): RNA polymerase III complex
Molecular function (GO): single-stranded DNA binding
Source: RefSeq, a predicted model, not a curated record
UGGCGCGGCAGGAAGCGGGCACAGGAGGUGGCCGUUGUCGUGGCGGCGGGCUAGGCCAAGCCUGGUGUUGUUAUUUCCCCCCGCUCCAUUCCUGGGAUUCCGGAGCCGCCGGGAUGACGCAGGCGGAGCUACGGCUCUGCUCCCUCCUGCUCCGGGAGCACUUCGGGGAGAUCGUGGAGAAAGUCGGGAACUCCCUGCUCCGGACAGGACCGCGGCCGCUGCGGCUUCUGGUAGGGGACACCGGGCUGCUCCUGGAUCAGGUGAAAAAGGCCCUUUGUGUGCUAAUCCAGCACAACCUGGUCCGGUAUGAGGUGCAGCCCCGGGGGUCUGUGGAAUAUGAGGCACAGAGCAAGCGGAUCCUGCGGCUCCUGCGCUACCCCCGCUACAUCUACACAGCCAAGACACUCUAUGGGGACCCGGGGGAGCUGCUGGUGGAGGAGCUUCUGCUUCACGGGCACCUUCCUAUGAGCUGUGCUGUUGCCAGGGUCGCUGAUCGCCUCACUGAAACCAUGGAAGAUGGGAAAACCAUGGAUUACACAGAAGUGUCCAGCACUUUUGUGCGCCUGGCAGAUACCCACUUCAUCCAGAGGUGUCCAAUAGUCGCGGAAAGCCCCCGGAACACCAAGGCGCCUCCACCCCCUGCGCCAGCCCUGGCCAUUGCCGAGAAGGACAUGUACACCGUGCCUCGGCUCAGCCUUAUCGGGAAAGGGAAGCGGAGACACUCGUGUGAUGAGGAAGAGGAGGGGGAGCACAAGGCCAAAAGGCAGAAGCAGGAGGGAGGAAGCUCAGAGACUCCCCCAGACGAUGGCAUUUACUGGCAAGUCAACCUGGAGCGCUUCCAUCAGCACUUCCGUGACCAGGCUCUGGUCAGUGCCGUGGCCAGCCGCAUGGACCAGACCAGCAGUGAGGUGGUGCGGACAAUGCUGCGCAUGAGCGAGGUGACCACAGCCUCGGGUGCAUCCCACACGCAGCCGCUCUCCUCCAAUGAGAUAUUCCGAUCUCUUCCAGCUGGGUACAACAUCGGGAAGCAGGUUCUGGACCAGUACCUGGCACUCCUGGCCGAUGAUCCGCUGGAGUUUGUGGGGAAGUCGGGGGACAGCGGUGGGGGCACCUACACCGUCAACCUGCACAAAGCCCUGGUGUCCCUGGCCACGGCCACCCUGGAGUCCAUUGUGGAGGAGAGGUUUGGCUCCCGCUGCGCCAGGAUAUUCCGCCUGCUCCUGCGCAAGAAGCACCUGGAGCAGAAGCAAGUGGAGGAUUUCGCCAUGAUCCCAGCCAAGGAAGCCAAGGACAUGCUCUACAGGAUGCUCUCAGAGAACCUGGUGUCCUUGCAGGAGAUUCCCAAGACUCCGGACCAUGCUCCAUCCCGCACCUUUUACCUGUACACAGUGAACGUGAUGGCUGCUGCUCGGAUGCUGCUUCACAGAUGCUACAAGAGUGUGGCUAACUUGAUGGAGCGAAGGCAGUAUGAGAUGCGGGAGAACAAGAGGCUCCUGGAGAAGUCCCAGCGUGUGGAAGCCAUUCUGGCUUCCAUGCAGGCCACGGGUGCUGAGGCAGCACAGCUGCACGAGGUUGAGGAGAUGAUCACAGGUCCCGAGCGGCAGCAGCUCGAAAACCUGAAACGCAACGUCAACAAGAUCGAUGCCAGUGAGAACCAGGUAGAUGAGACCAUCUUUGUGUUGGAGUCAUUCAUCGAGAGCACCAUGAAGAGGCCAUGAGGGAACAGGACAGGAGCAAGGAUACGGACACAGACAAGGACAAGGAUAUGGAUGGGGACAGGAACCAGAUGCCUCUGCCCACAAUGCUUGUGCUACUGAGGAGAAUAAAGCGGCAGUUGCUAACGCGCCUGUCUGUCAAGUGGAUGCGGGGACACAGGACAAGGGGACAUGGACACACAAGACUCAGGGGACAGGAUAUGGAUAGGGACACACAGAGGAUGCAGGACACAUGGUGAAACACAGGACACGGACACACAGGAGGACAUGCGGGACAUGGGAGAUACACAGAAGGUACAAGACACAUGGGGACACACACAUCUUCCUCCUCUCUCAUCAUUUUUGGUCACAGCAUCUCUGUCCAGCAGCCCAUUUUGCUCCAGGAGCUGACCAGCUGUCAGUUCCCCUCCAGACUGAUGAGUGCUGCUGCAGAAAAACCUGCUGAGGUGUCCUGAGGGGCACUGUGUGUUAUCUCAGGAAGUUCUGUCAGUCUUUGUGGAACAAAGCCUGUAUUGGGUCCAAGAACUUAUUCUAAUCUCUGCUACCUAAACUAUUCAGCUGUAGGAUGAAUGUUAAAAGUAAACAUUGGACUCUUAAGGGCAGAGUCUGCCACCCUCUGUAAAACCCAAGGGGAGGUUGAACAGAAAUUUUAGCAGGCAGAAGCUCGAUCCCAGGCACAGGCCCCUGACCAUUUUCCCUCUAAAAAAAACCUCACCACCCAAGUUUUCUGAUAUCAGUUUGGAGGAGGCAUUUGGCACUCCAAAAGCAGACAGGGUUCUAAGUGGUGGCAGCUUGGGUCCAGGAGAAAUCCUGCUCCAUUCAGAAUUAUAGCAGGCAGGAGCCCAGUCCCAGCAAUAGUGGUGUGAGUGUGAUCGAGUGUUUCUGAGUGUUAGUGAGUGUGUGAGAAUGUGUUUGAGUGUGUCCAAGUGUGAGUGUGCAUGUGUCUCAGGGUGUCCGACCGCACCUGAGUGUGCGAGUGUGCAAGAGUAUGUGUGUGUGUUUGUCCAGGUGUAUUUGAGUGUAUGAGAGAAUCCAAGUACGUGUGAGUGUGACUCAGUGUGAGAGUGUGUCUGAAUGUGUGUGUGCGUCCGGCUGGGUUCGGUAUGCUCCUACUGGGCAACUCUGGUAUGCUGAUGGAGCCCACCCUCCUUUUUCCCAAACUGGGGCGCUACCCAGUAACUUUUCUCUAUGAUAGUGCAGGUUUCUAAGUUGUCCUUACUAUAGCAGGCCAAAUUGACAUGCAUGUGGAAGGCAAGGGUGGAUACCGUUCGUCCGUACCUAAUUGUCUGGUAACACUUGGAACAAGGAUCAGCACUAUUUCCUUUUAUCAUAAUUAGCAAUAAGAUGAAUCCCAUGACCAUUUUCAUCCCUCCCUCAAGGCCUACGGGGUUGCUAUCAGUAGCCGAGGUUUGUUUAAUCUUCUCGGCAGCAGAGAGAACAUCCUGGGGUCCCCCACUUUGUCUUUUUCUUUUGGCAGCGUUUCUUAAUUUUGUCUUAACUUUUAGCUCUAAUAUUCCAGUCCGAGGUACAGCAGUAACAGCACGGCACUCUUUUGCCAAUACCUUCACUUUGCUUUUUGUGUUUUUCCCCCCCUUGUUCCAUUCUCAAGUAACUCCCACCAGUUAUGGUUAUCAAUUAUGAUUAUCAAUUUUGAUUUUUCCUUGUGUUUCCUUAACAGUUUCCUUAUGUUCAUUUCUUUUACAUUGGGCACAUAAUGCAAAUGGGAGAUACCCACCAUGGGAAUGACGCCACCACAACUCAGUACAAUAUGGACACUCUUUUUUUGCUAAUUUUCAGCAGAAACAGUCAUCUUCAGCUUGCUCUUGGUAUCUCGACUAUGUCAGGGCCUCCCUCACUCCCUUUCCUAGUCGAGAAACUGUCUAGAGAGGGAAUCGAGAUUUGGUCCUCCAAACCUAGAGCGGUCGGGGGGCGAAGCCCGGCCCCGGAACCGCCGGAAGGGGCUUUUGUUUGAACCUAAUGAGCAACUGCCCGGCCACACGUGGCCCACGGAGCGCGGGCCGGCGGCACCCGGUGCGGUGUGUUAGCACGGGUGGGGACCGGGAUGGCACGGGAAACGGAGUGCGCUCUCACAGACUGGGAUUCUGCCUGCUAAAAUUCCAAGCGGACCAGGAUUUCUCCCAGACGCAAGCUGCAACCACUUAGAACCCCGGCUGCCUUUGACAGUGCAAAAUGCCUCUUCCCAAAUGAUAUCGUGGAACUGGGCAGGUCCCCGAGGCAGAUUUCCGGUUCUCAGCCGCCACUUUUCACGGAACCUAUCCCUCGAUGUUGAGGACCAGCGUCCUAUUCAGCGUACUGUUUCAGGUCCCGGCCGGUCGGCGUGGUGAAGUUCAUCACCAAAGUUUGGGCGCAGAGCGGCCAGGGACCGGGGAUUUCGUCAGGCAGGGCGAUAUUUGAGGUUCCUGGGGAACACAGAGAGCCGUGGUGUAAUUGGGCACUCGAGACAAGAGCGGUGGCAGGAAAUUGAACUGUCAUCAACUGUUGUGGUCUAGAAGGACGAUUAUGUUCUGUUACUAUGUAUGAGGUUUUAUUUUGUUUUAGCAAGAGGCAGAAACCCCCCAGUGAUGCUGCAGCCGUCCCAGCCUUUAAAUACUUUGGGGAUGUGCUUGCCAGCAUUCCCAAAAGAGCACUGGGAAAGCACCAGGAAAUCACAGAACCGUUUAGGCUGGAAAAGAGCUCUGACAUCACCGAAUCCAAGCUGUGUCCAUCCCCACCUUGUCCCCAGCCCAGAGCCCUGAGUCCAGGACAGCUCCAGGGACCCCAAACCUCCCCGGGCAGCCCCUUCCAGUGCCCGGCCUCCCUUUUCAUGUGGGAAUUCCUCCCGAACUCCCCUGGUCCAGCUCCCAUCCCAUUGCUGGAUCAGAGCCUGACCCUAUUGAAUUUUGGGGUUGUCACCACAUCCUCCAUCCCGUUUUUCAGGGCAGUGACAGCGAGUACGAGGUGGACCUGGGGCACCAGAAGGGCAUCUCCCGGGCACAGGCUUACAGCUACACCGAGAGCGAUUCGGGCGAGCCCGAGCACACCCCGCUCUCCCACAGCACCUCCACGCAGCAGGGCAGCCUGUUCCGCCCCAAAGCCAACAGGACUCCCACCCCCAGACCCCCGGCAACGCCCCCAGCAGCCAGCCCGGGACCCUGUACUGCCCUCCCAGCAGCCUGGCCCCCGGCUCCAGAGCUCCCAUCGCUGGUGGGGCAGUGAGGAGCAAGUUUCUGAUUCCAUGAUUUCUGACUGACCUGUCGCAGAAAUGGUCAUCUCAGUGUGCACCCGCUUCCUGGCAAAUCCAGAUGUCACCUGGAAAUCCUAAGUGAGGAUUUCCAGCCUUGACUACACGGGAGACAGCCUUCUCAAAAUGGAACUGACCUUGGCAGAAGAGCAGCUGUGAAGGGAAGCAGAA